Molecule: messenger RNA, 213 nt
Organism: Parascedosporium putredinis
Lineage: Eukaryota; Fungi; Ascomycota; Sordariomycetes; Microascales; Microascaceae
Source: the annotation of a GenBank genome assembly
AUGGCACCAGUGCUUCCUGAAUUCGCCCAAAAGUACCGAAACGACAUCACGGAGGAUCAGCGAGAGGCACUUCUCGACCUCCUCCUCACCCACGGCCACUCGGCUAUCGGCCCUGAGAUCCGGAAGGAGUUGCUCGCAGGCCGAGGGCGGGGUGUCCCGUUACCCCAGGAGGCGGCGCCAUUUGAUGGAGAUGAUACUAUGGCUAUCGACUAA